This is a messenger RNA of Euleptes europaea (tarantolino), 4131 nucleotides long. It is a transcript of the gene TONSL, whose product is annotated as tonsoku like, DNA repair protein. Gene Ontology annotation, molecular function: protein binding. Bases 319 to 4131 code for a protein of 1270 amino acids. NCBI's taxonomy places the organism in Eukaryota, Metazoa, Chordata, Lepidosauria, Squamata, Sphaerodactylidae. The transcript has 25 exons. The record is from RefSeq and is a predicted model, not a curated record.
AAGGCCAAGGAGAAAGCCCAGAAGAAGGGAGACUUCCAGGAAGAAGCUGCCAUCUGUAACCAACUGGGCGAGAUCUUGGCUCGCCAUGGGCGCUUCCAGGAGGCACUGGAGGAGCACCGGCAGGAACUGCGUCUCUUGGAGAGCGUGGACGACGUCAUCGGCUGUGCCGUGGCCCAUCGGAAAAUUGGGGAGCGCCUGGCGGAGCUGGAGAGCUAUGAAGCAGCAUUGAAGCAUCAGCGUCGCCACUUGGAGCUGGCGCACUCCCUCCACAACCACAUUGAGCAGCAGAGGGCAUGGGCGACACUGGGCCGCACGUACAUGUUCAUGGCCGAGAGCGACCCUUCGAGCGGGGCUCUGCAGGAGGCAGAGGAGGCCUUCGUGAAGAGCCUGGCGAUCAUCGAGGAAACGCUGGACGGGGAGGUGCCACAGCGGGAGGUGAGUGAGAUGAGAGCCCGACUCUACCUAAACCUCGGCUUGGUCUAUGACAGCCUGAAGAACCCGGCCAAGCGCAGCGACUACAUCAAGAAGAGCAUCUACAUCUCGGAGCAGGCCCACCUCUACGAGGACCUCUACCGGGCCUACUUCAACCUGGGCAACAUCCACCUGCGGGAGGGCGAGCAUUCCAAGGCCAUGCGCUGCCUGGAGAGAGCUCGGGAGUGCGCUCGCAAGAUGAAGGAGAAGUACAUGGAGAGCGAGUGCUGCGCAAGCCUGGCCCAGGUGCUGCUGAGCCUGGGGGACUUUGUGGCUGCCAAGCGUUUUCUGAAGAAGGCCUACCUGUUGGGCUCCCUGCAGCCUCAGCAGCGGGAGAGCGUUUGCCGCAGCCUGCGCUACACCAUGAAGGUGAGCUCCUUACAGCAGGCCCUGGAAGAGGCGGAGGCAUCUAGCAAGCCGCAGGCGGUGGUGAGCCUAUGUGAGCAGCUGGGGGAUCUCUUCUCCAGAGAGGGGGAUUAUCAGCGUGCGCUGGAGGCCUACGAAAAACAGCUGCGCCACGCUCAAGCUUUGAAGCACCCGGCACAUGAGCUGGCCGUGAUCCACGUUUCUCUGGCUGCCACCUUUGGGGACCUGAAAGAUCAUGCUCAGGCGGUACACCACUAUCAGGCGGAGCUGGCGCUGCGACAGGGGAACCCCCUGGAGGAGGGGAAGACGUGGCUGAAUAUCGCUCUGGCCAAAGAGGAGGCCCGAGAGAGCUACGAGGCCCUGGAGCCCUGCUUCCAAAAUGCUCUGAGAGGGGCAGAGAAGGCUGGCAACCUCCGACUGCAGGGUCAGAUCCUGCGGUCCUUCCAUGCCUCGCAGCAGAGGUGUGGCCACCCCGAGGCCUCCGCCACGCUGGCCCGACUGGAGGACCUCCAGAGCUCCCUGGGCUGGCACUUGGAUGGGGAGACUGGUGAGGAAGAGGAGGAGCUGCAGAGCAGCGAGCCCCAGGAAGAGAGCGACCUGGAGCUCUCGGGCAGCGAUGGAGAGGAUGACAUGGAGGGCUACGGCAAAAGCGUCCCUGGCCGGCGGAACAUCAGCAAGUGGAAUCAGCGGAAUGACAAGGGUGAGACGUUGCUGCAUCGAGCCUGCAUCGAUGGCAACCUGCGCCGGGUCCAAUUCUUCUUGGAGAAGGCUCACCCUGUGAACCCUUGGGAUUACUGCGGCUGGACCCCGCUGCAUGAGGCCUGCAACCACGGGCACCUGGAGAUCGUCCGCUUGCUUUUGGACCACGGGGCUAACAUCGACAACCCUGGGGGGCCUGGCUGCGAGGGCAUCACCCCCCUACACGAUGCCCUCAACUGCGGCCAUUUUGAUGUGGCUGAGCUCCUGAUCCACAGAGGUGCCUCGGUGGUGCUGCGUAAUGCCAAGGGCCUGAACCCCUUGGGCACUCUUCAGGAGUGGGUGCGUCUAUAUGGCCGGGAUCUGGACCGGGAAACUCGUGACCGCUGCAAGGCCAUGGAGCAGCUGCUCAGGAAGGCCAUGGCGAGUCAAGGCUCCAAGUCUUGGGCCCCACGAGGAGAGCCAACGAGUCACCUUUUUGACUUGGAAGUCUCAGAGUCCCAGCCCUCCUGCCUUCCGCGUCCCGCUGAGAAGCCCCGCAGUCCCCGGAGGGCCCCGAGGCAGAACGGUGAAUCGGGCCUCAGCGAGGCCUGCCGGGGGGAGCCCGAGGACAACUGCAUGAUUCCCCUGAGGCCUGUCAAGAAGAGGCCAAGGGCCGAGGAGCAGGUGCUGGGCCGAGCCGAGCGGCAGGACGCUGGCUUGGCUGCCGCAGCUGAGUACCAGGCAGCCAUGCGGCGUGUGGGCAGUGCCCAGUCCCAUCCGCCACCGACCGCUGAGCGCACGAGGCCCUCCGGGCCAGCCCUGAUCCCCUCGGAGGAAUACGUGGGAGACAAUUGGCUGGAAGACGACAUGGGCCCAAGCCACUGGUCCCGCAAACGAAGCCGCCGGAGUCGGGGCGAGGAGUCCGGGUCCGACUCGGAGGAAUCCUCAGGGCCCGAGAGCAAAAGUGGGGGGCCCUGCCCGGCCCCGGAGUCCACGAGGAAGAAGCGGCGGCGCAUCAGGCAGAGUCGCCUCACCCAGAUCAUGGACAGGAUCCCCCUGGGCAGGACACGAGGGGCUGGCCCAGCAGGGAGUCCAGGGCCAGUGGGUGACCCCAGUCCCCCCUGGGGGGCAGGGGGCAGCAGCCCAAUCGACAGCAGGAAUUGGGGGUGUGAGAGCCCGCCCCCAGCCUCAGCACGGCGUCCUGUUCCCCCAGCCCCUAUCCGGGUGCGAGUUCGGGUGCAUGAGAACGUCUUCCUUAUCCCCGUGCCCCACAGUGACAGCGAGAGCCGUCCCAUGUCCUGGCUGGCAGACCAGGCCUCCCAGCGCUACUACCAGAUGUGUGGGCUGCUGCCGCGCCUCACACUGAAGAAGGAGGGGGCCCUCUUGGCUCCCCAGGACCUCAUUGUGGAUGUCUUGCAGAGCAACGAGGAGGUGUUGGCUGAGGUGCAGUCCUGGGACCUGCCGCCCCUUCCAGAGAGAUACCGCAAGGCUUGUCGGAGCCUGUCUGUGGGGGAACAUCCGCUGCUGCUGAAGAUGCUGGAGCGCCAGGAGGCGGGCCCCUCCUCGUUCAGUGCCUCAGGCAUGGCCCUGCGUGGCCUCCACCUCACCCCCCUCCUGAGGGCACUCAAACGGCAGACCGCCCUCCAGCGUCUCUGCCUCUCUGGGACCGGCCUGGGGGACGACUCUGCGGAGGAGCUGCUGGCCAGCCUCAGCACCAUGCCCGGCCUGAAGACCCUGGACCUCUCUGCCAACCGGCUGGGCCCCGAGGGGCUGCAGAAACUGGCACAGGGGCCCUCUGGCCCGGUCACCUUCCAGAACCUGGAGGAGCUAGACCUGAGCUUGAACCCGCUGGGAGACAGAAGCUGCCAGGCCUUGGCCUCCCUCCUCCAGGCCUGCCCUCUCCUGAGCACGGUCCGCCUGCAAGCCUGCGGCUUCACCCCGGCCUUCCUGCAGCACUACCGCCCCCUAGUAGCCAACGCCCUGAGAGGGGCCUUGCACUUGAAGCGGUUGGCCGUGUCCCACAAUUCCCUGGGCUCCACAGGCCUCGGCCCACUCCUCCAGAGCCUGCCUGGCACUACGCUCACCCACCUGGAGGUUGGCUCUGUGGAUGCACCAACAGGAGACCAGAAGCCACUGUGGGACGCAGUGGUGAAGUACCUGGGGCAGGAGGGCUGUGCUGCUGCCCACUUGACGUUUUCUGGGAAUCGUCUGACCGAUGAGGCUGUUGCAGAGCUGGCCAGGUGCCUCUUCACUUGCCGCUCGCUGGUCUCCCUGGACUUGUCAGCCAACCUAGACAUCAGCAUCGUGGGCCUCCGGACACUACUCACGGCCCUGGAGGAGCGACGGAAGGGACUGCAGUUGCUCAACUUGGCUGGCUGCUCUGUGAGGAGCCCCGUGGACUGCACCACCUGGAGCAAACUCUCUGCUAACGUCCGCCACCUGCGGCUCUGCACGCGCCACCUGAGCCCCGGUGAUCAGCGGGACGUGGCAGAGCUGUGGCCCUGCUCGCCGGGCGCUUCUCUCCGCACCGUCACACGGCAGCACAAGCUCUUCUGCCAGUGCCUGGCUCCCGUCUCUCCCGGAGCAGACCCUACAGCUCCCAAUGGCUCCAUUUGA